AUGAUUGCAAUCGGCGGCAUCAUCGGCACAGGCCUCUUCGUCGGCGCAGGCCAGGCCCUCGCCGUCUCCGGGCCUCUGUCCCUGUUCCUCGCCUAUCUCAUCAUCUGCUUCUUCGUCUACGGCGCCAUGACGACAGUCGUGUCAGUCGGCACCUAUCUCCCCCUCGAAGGGUGCUCCAUGGCGGCGUACGCGUCCCGCUACGUCUCCAAGAGCCUGGGCUUCGCGAUGGGCUGGCUGUACUGGUACUCCUUCGGCAUCAUCGUCGCGUACGAGAUCACGGCCGCCGCGCUUGUGAUUUCGUACUGGCCCAACGACGUGCACAUCGCCGUCUGGCUGACGAUCAUGUUCCUGGUCAUCUUGGGGCUGAAUCUGAUGCCGGUGAAGUUCUAUGCGGAGUCCGAGUUCUGGUUUGCGAGCUUGAAGGUGUUGAUGAUUCUGGGGCUGAUCUUGUUCGCGUUCAUCCUCUGCGUCGGAGGCGGUCCGGAUGGCAGGAGAUUGGGGUUCGCGUACUGGAGGGACCCCGGGGCCAUGAACGAGUACCUCGUGGAAGGCUCUGCGGGGAGGCUGUGCGGGUUCGUCUACGCGCUCACGUUCUCGAUGUUCUCGUUCGUGUUCGGGCCGGAGAUGAUCGUUCUGACGAGCGGGGAGAUGAGGUCUCCGAGAAAAGACCUACCGAGGGCCGCGAACAGCUUCAUAUGGAGGCUCAUCUUCUUUUACGUCCUGGGGGCGCUGGCAAUCGGCGUGAUCUGUCGAAGCGAUGCUCCUGGCCUGACGAGCGGGGGCUACGGAGCCGCAGCUUCGCCGUGGACGAUUGCGAUCAAGGAGGCCGGUAUCCGCGCCCUGGACAGCGUCAUCAACGCGGGUAUCAUCUUGUCGGCUUGGUCGUCUGGUAACUCGUACCUGUACAUGUCGAGUCGGAGCCUGUACUCGAUGUCUCGGGAGGGCAUCGCGCCGGAGAUCUUUGGCCGGACGAAUCGGUGGGGUGUGCCCGUCAACGCGAUUCUGGCGAGCGCGUCGUACUCGCUCCUGUCAUACCUCAAUGUCAAGUCGGCGACGAGUUCGGUCUUCAACUGGUUCAUCAACCUUACCAACACGGCGGGCUUCAUCUCCUGGAUCUGCUGCUGCAUCAUCUUCCUCCGGUUUAACAAGGCUUGCAAGACGCAAGCUGUGACCAAGGUGCCGUUCGCCUCGCGGUUCCAACCAAUCGUGGCGUGGAUCUGUCUUGUGUUCUUCGUCAUGCUCUGCUUUUUGAACGGCUUCUCGGUCUUCUUCCCGGGGCAGUGGUCGAUUGAGUCUUUCAUGACGGCGUAUGUGGGAAUCCCGGCAUUCCUCAUCAUCUACUUCAUUCACAGGGCGCUCAAUUGGAGAGACCCCUGGGCCCAUCCCUCUGCGGAGGUAGACCUGCACACUGGCCUGGAUGUGGUUGAGGCAUUGGAGCACGAGGAUGCAAAGGAACAAGCGAUACAUCGAGAAGAGAGAUCGAGGGGUAUGAAGUCCUGGCUAAGGCAUGCGUUGAAGGUUCUUGGGUGA
Messenger RNA from Colletotrichum karsti, 1530 nucleotides. Its product is annotated as AAT family amino acid transporter. Gene Ontology annotation, biological process: amino acid transmembrane transport. Lineage: Eukaryota; Fungi; Ascomycota; Sordariomycetes; Glomerellales; Glomerellaceae. The transcript has a single exon. Bases 1 to 1530 code for a protein of 509 amino acids. Gene Ontology annotation, molecular function: amino acid transmembrane transporter activity. The record is from RefSeq and is a predicted model, not a curated record. Gene Ontology annotation, cellular component: membrane.